CGCUGUGCGCGCGCACAGGCACAGCACGAGGGAGAGAGAGGCCGAUCGAUGCCGGCCGCGGAGGGGCAGUCCCCGCUGCCGUCGGCGGAGAGGCGGCCGCACUUCUUCAAGGUGCUCAUCGGCGACUUCAAGAAGCGCCUGAGAAUCCCGCCGAAGUUCUGCAAGCACAUCCCCUGGGAGGCGUCCAGGAGGGCCGAGGGCCUGACGGAGGCGUCCAUGGCGGCCACCCUGGAGGGCCCCGGCGGCCGGACGUGGCAGGUCGUCAUCCGCCGGACCGCCGAGGGCACCUUCUUCACCGCGGGCUGGGCCAGCUUCGUGCAGGACCAGGCGCUUCGGGACCUGGAGUUCCUCGUCUUCCGCCACGACGGCGGCACCCGCUUCGCCGCCAUGGUGUUCGACAAGUCCGCGUGCGAGCGGGAGGACCUGCUGCUCCCCGGCGACGCGCCCCGGCCGCGCAAGAAGCGGGGCCGGCCGAGGACCGCGUCGCGGGCCGUGGAUGGUUCGGCCGGCAUGGAGCUGGUCCCGUACCGUGCGCCUGCCGACCAGCAGCCCCAAGCCGCGUGCUCCGAUGGGAUGCCGGAAUCGGACAAGUCAAAUGGUACCCCUGUGAAGGCCGAGGUGGGCGCCGGCGAGCUCCCUCUGUGCUUGAUCGCUGCGCCACCGUCGGCGUCGGGGCAGCAGCUCUCGCCGAGCCGCUUGCCAGCCGGGACCAAGGACGGGUGCGCGGUGAGAUCGAGAACACGGAGCAUCCACGAUGACCUCACCGUCGCCAACAUCCCCCCUUCCGUGAGGAAGUACAACGGGUACGUGUCCCGCCGGCGGCCCGUGGCGAGCGCGGAGCGGCAGCGCGCCAUGGAGCUCGCGCGCGCGUUCCGGUCGUCGCUCCCGUACUGCGUCAUCCGCAUGAGCACCAUGCACGUCUACUACUCCUUCAUGAUGAGGUUCCCGACGGGGUUCUCGAGGCAGCACCUGCCCCGGGAGCGGACGGAGAUGGUGCUCCGGGACCCGGACGGCAAGGCGUGGGCGGCGCUCUACAUCCCCAGCGCGAGGGACCGGCUGUCGCGCGGGUGGUGCGCGUUCGCGCGCGGCAACUGCCUCGAGGAAGGGGACUGCUGCGUCUUCGAGCUCGUCGGCGCCGCCGAGUUCCGCGUCCACGUAUUCCGGGUGGUCGAGCCGGCCGUGCCCGCGGUCAGGCUCCGGUUAGCUUGAGUUUUAGUUCUACUACGCAUCAACGCAUGUACCUGGCGCGCAUUGGAUCGUCAGGGACACUCUGAACGAAAGCAAUUAAUCCCAACGGAUCAUUACUGUCCAAAUGCACACUCUUGGUAUCGAUACCGUAAAUAGUGAGCUAUUACACGUGGAUUAUUUGUGUAGUCGAGAAAACGUAAGAGUAUCUUCAAUAGAAGAUAUAGAUGUAAAAAUAAUUAUGUUUUGCAUAUCCCAGGUUCAAGAACUGCUCUUCAAUA
Messenger RNA from Hordeum vulgare subsp. vulgare (domesticated barley), 1466 nucleotides. RefSeq names its product B3 domain-containing protein Os01g0723500-like. Gene Ontology annotation, molecular function: DNA binding. The record is from RefSeq and is a predicted model, not a curated record. Lineage: Eukaryota; Viridiplantae; Streptophyta; Magnoliopsida; Poales; Poaceae. The coding region runs from base 49 to 1209 and encodes 386 amino acids. The transcript has 4 exons.